Messenger RNA from Cucumis melo (muskmelon), 736 nucleotides. Its product is annotated as brassinosteroid-responsive RING protein 1. Gene Ontology annotation, molecular function: ubiquitin protein ligase activity. Bases 88 to 576 code for a protein of 162 amino acids. The transcript has a single exon. The record is from RefSeq and is a predicted model, not a curated record. NCBI's taxonomy places the organism in Eukaryota, Viridiplantae, Streptophyta, Magnoliopsida, Cucurbitales, Cucurbitaceae. Gene Ontology annotation, biological process: protein ubiquitination.
UUCCCCCCUCCUUCCCUAACACAGACUCCCCCAUUAACUAACCUUUACUUCAAUCUACAACAUUCAACCAAUUUUUCCACCUCCCUUAUGGGCUUUCCGGUGGGUUGCACCGAAGUUUUCUUCCCCACCAUAUUCCUCCACCUCCUCUCCCUCCUCGACCUUCUCAAAUUCCUCAUCCUCUCCCUCUUCCGCCUCCUCGGCCUCCCCGAAUUUCUCCCCUCCGACAAUCUACCGCCUGAACUCCAAUUCCCCCUCAACCCUCCCCCGUCGGCCCUCCUCCUCCGCGAACUCCUCCCGGUGGUGAAAUUCUCCGAUCUGCCAAACCCGCCAGAGAGAUGCGCCGUUUGCCUGUACGAGUUCGAGGGGGCGGAGGAGAUCCGGUGGCUAACGAAUUGCAAGCACAUAUUCCACCGGAGGUGUCUGGACCGUUGGAUGGAUCAUGAUCACGACACGUGUCCUCUUUGUAGAACGCCGUUUGUGCCCGAUGGGAUGAUGGAUGAAUUUAAUCAACGGCUGUGGGCUGCCUCCGGUGUCGCCGAGACUUUCGAGACGGACUUUAACUCCGUUUUAGGAUAGAACCUUUUUCUUUCUUUUGUUUUCCAUUAUUCUUUUUCUUCUUUUUCACUUUCUUUUUUUCUUUUUUUUUUAAGGAAGAGUUUUUCAAACUGUAUAUAAUAAUUAUAAAUCUAUAAUGUGUAUAUUACAUAUAUAUAUAUAUAAUAUAUAUAUAUAUAUA